AUGGCGAACAAUCAGUUUAUCAUCAUGAUCUCCAUCCUACUCCCACUGACCUUUCUAGCUGCAGCUACCACCGCCCAUGAUGUACCAGUGAAACAAGACAAAACCGCCACCGUUGUUGUAGAAGGAAAGGUGUAUUGCCAGAGUUGUAAAUACUUUGGUUCAUGGUCUCUUACAGAUGCUGAACCAAUCCCAGCUGCCAAAAUUAGUGUUAUCUGCAAAAACCACAAAAAGCGAGUGAGCUACUACAAUGCUUUUGAGACCGAUAAAGAUGGCUACUUUUAUGCAGAGCUCAAAGAUUUCAAGAUGACUCAUUAUUUAUUGGACCAUCCACUUCAUUCCUGCCAUGUGAAAUUGGUGUCAUCUCCUCUUGAAUCAUGCAACCUUUUGUCAAAUGUCAACAAUGGUAUCAAUGGGUCUCCUCUAAGAUUUGAAAACAAGGUGUUGUAUGGAAAAAAUUAUGAAGCAAUAAUUUAUGGAUCGGGUCCAUUAGCUUUUCGUCCUACUAACUGUGGACCAGAACCCACUGACUAAGCUUGAUAAGUUGAUAUCGUUUUAACGUGCUUGAUAUGGUAUUUUUGUUUGAGUUGAUCUUGUUAUGACAUUCAAUGAAUUAAAUGUGGGUUCAUUACCUAGUA
Messenger RNA from Erigeron canadensis, 635 nucleotides. RefSeq names its product non-classical arabinogalactan protein 30. The transcript has a single exon. Lineage: Eukaryota; Viridiplantae; Streptophyta; Magnoliopsida; Asterales; Asteraceae. The record is from RefSeq and is a predicted model, not a curated record. The coding region runs from base 1 to 531 and encodes 176 amino acids.